Micromonas commoda is the source of this 889-nucleotide messenger RNA. RefSeq lists its product with no specific name. Lineage: Eukaryota; Viridiplantae; Chlorophyta; Mamiellophyceae; Mamiellales; Mamiellaceae. Gene Ontology annotation, cellular component: ribosome; cytosolic large ribosomal subunit. The coding region runs from base 76 to 678 and encodes 200 amino acids. The transcript has a single exon. Gene Ontology annotation, biological process: ribosomal large subunit assembly; cytoplasmic translation. Gene Ontology annotation, molecular function: RNA binding; structural constituent of ribosome. The record is from RefSeq and is a predicted model, not a curated record.
GCGCGCCGCACGGUCGUCGGUCGUAGCACACGUGCGAACGGUUUCUUCGUAACCCGCAGCACCUCUUAGUUCACGAUGGUGAAGGUUACCUCCACCGAGCAGGCGCUCAAGGGCGUGCUUAACAAGGGCCAGACCGCGCCCAAGAAGGCGUCCAAGACCCCGGGAUUCUACCCCGCCGAGGACGUCAAGUUCCCGCUCAAGCGCGCGGCGGUCGCGAAGAACCCCACCAAGCUUCGCGCCUCCAUCACCCCCGGCACCAUUCUCAUCCUCCUCGCCGGCCACUUCAAGGGCAAGCGCGUCGUCUUCCUCAGGCAGCUCGAGUCCGGGCUCCUCCUGGUGUGCGGCCCUUACGGCGUCAACGGCGUGCCGAUCAAGAGGGUGAACCAGUGCUACGUCAUCGCCACCUCCCAGAAGGUUGACGUCGCCGGCGUGGACACCGCCAAGUUCAACGACGCGUACUUCAAGAAGCCCGCCAAGGUCCGCUCCAAGAAGAGCGAGGAGGACUUCUUCCAGGGCGAGGAGGAGAAGAAGGAGCUUCCCGCGUCCUACAUCGAGGACAACAAGGCGCUCGACGCCAAGCUCGGCCCCGUCAUCGACAAGGUGCCCUACCUCAAGGGGUACAUGGCCACCAAGUUCACCCUCCGCAGCGGCGACAAGCCCCACGAGAUGAAGUUCUAAGCGCUUCAUCGAGUAGCAGCAGAGGGUUUGGUGGCGCGUUCUCUCGAUGAGGCGCGGGCGCGGGUGACCUCGACGGCGAGAAAGAUGACGGCACUGACGGGUCGACAAGUGCCAGCUGUGUUAGCAUGAGAAGGUACCGCGCCGGCGUCCGUCGUGGACGCGCGGGGGUGUUAGUCGUAGAACUGUUCAAUCAAGAGACAAUUCCGGCUCG